AUGGCGAGAGCACGAGGUGGAUGCGCAUCCGAAGGCUCAGCCGCCUCCAACGAGCCUGACACGGCACAAUCGGCGUCUGCCGCCAACACCUUGGCUGCCACAUCGACGAGCAGCGAAAACGGGGACACUGAAACGUCUGCAGCUGGUGGUCCAUCCAAAGAUUCGUUCUCGUACCACGCUGUCGAACUGGCACCUACUGAUGCGCUCCCCUACUUCGACCGAGAACUCGAACUGCAGCCUGGCCUUCGGUCGCGUGUCGAUGCUUUAAUAGCAGAAGAACAAGCGUCCAUGUCUCCCAUCUCUUCCACAUCAUCGCGUCUUCCGCCGGUAUACGAACUUUUCAGCACAAGACCCGAUCUACGCACCGAACUCGAACGUGUUGCUUCUGGCCAACCGUCAACACAUACCCUCGAUACCCACCGCUACACGCUCCCCUCCCCCACCUCUGGCGAAGCAGCAUCUCUGUCUGACUGGCAAGCAGCUGUAGACUCAGCACACGCCCAACUGGGCCAUAUGGAUGUUCGAAUGAAAAACAUCGAGCUCCUGAAAAAGUACGGAAGCAACGCCUGGAGGCUGUCCAAUUUCCAACAGGAACAAAACAUCCGUCUGCUAUCCGAACAGCUCGACUUGGUGAAAGCAGAAACAAGCGAGAUCAACAGGCUGAGGCAGAAGAACCACUUGGAGGCUGGCGGUAAGCUGGCCACGUUGAACAAAAGAUGGACUGAACUCAUCUCGAGAGGGCUCCAGCUCGAGGUUGCUAACAUCACCACAAGCCAAGAGGUGGAUAUGCUGAAAAGUAAGAAGCGGAAGCUCGAGACAGAGUUGAGCCUGUUGGAGUAG
Messenger RNA from Mycosarcoma maydis (corn smut), 840 nucleotides. RefSeq lists its product as uncharacterized. Gene Ontology annotation, cellular component: precatalytic spliceosome; Prp19 complex; catalytic step 2 spliceosome. The transcript has a single exon. Gene Ontology annotation, biological process: mRNA processing. Lineage: Eukaryota; Fungi; Basidiomycota; Ustilaginomycetes; Ustilaginales. The record is from RefSeq and is a predicted model, not a curated record. Bases 1 to 840 code for a protein of 279 amino acids.